UUAGCCUCAGCAGACCCACUUUCACACAUAAAGAACAGCCUGAGAGAGAGAGAGAGGAGACAUCGGGGAUCAGCUGUUGAAACAGAAGCAUUCACAGAGAGGAGAGAACAACAGAGACUCAGCAGUGCUGCUGAAGAAGAGCUGUUUACUCAGACUUUAGAGAGCCUGGACUGUAAGGGUGAGGAGUGAUUGUUUGGCUCAACUUUGGAUGAGUUCUUGAUUUAAAUCAGCAGAGAAAGAGACUUCUCUUUGAUUUGGAGCAAAGGAAGACGAUUUAGAAGAAGCCCAGAUCUUCCUCCAGCUGUCCUCACUUAAACCAGCUUUACUUCUGCGUCCUCGUGGAUCUACCAAUGGCUGCUGUACGUCAGAUGGUUAUGGAGGCCUCUGGCUUCCACGUCCUCCCAGCUCACCUUAUGGCCUCGGCCAUGGAGGAGUUCCCCCAGCAGCUGCCGGUCCCCAAGGGCCCAGCCAGAGGGAAGAGCCGCUCCCGCAGAUCUCGAGAGGCCCGCUUCAAAACCCAGCCAGUCACCUUCGCUGAGAUUGCAGAGGUAGAAGAGGAAGGUUCCUCACCCCUGGAGGAGGAGAAGGCACGCCGCUCCUUCCUGCAGUCUUUGGAGAACCUGCGGCGGAGCACACAGACCCUCCACUGCCCAGCUGCUCACCACAGCUGCACCCCCACUCCCACACAGGCCAGUCUGGACUCCAGUGACUCCGACUCCACCCAGUGAAGGGUGCACACCUUCUGGCACCCAUGAGCCUCUCUUCACCUUGACGCCGCUUCAGAAGAGGCCGACUGAACUGAACCAAACUGGCCUUUCUGCCAGCCUGCCUGUGUGUGAGAGCUGCUGUCAUACAAAUGUGCUUUUAAUAUUUACUAACACAGCAGCUGAAGAUGAUGCAUACCUGUAAAGACCUGAUCCAGGGCCUCAGAGCUGCUGGUUUUCUGCUGUAUAUGAGUGUAACAUUAGCAGAUGACACACCUCUCUUCACAUGUAUUCCUUUUCUACUGUAGAGAUCUAUGGGGAAAACUUGAACGAGGAAAGUUUGCUGAUAUUUUUCCACUUUAAAGAUGUAAUGGUAUUUUUGAUUCAGAUUUUUCUACUCGACCAGUCUCCACAGUAAGGACUGUUUCAAAAUUAUCCUAACUUACCAGGCUGUAAAUAUUCUGACUGAGCAAAGAACGGGGCGUUUAAGUGACCUGGACCUCACAGAAGCAGUAGAGAGACUUUAGAAACCAUCACAGUGAUGAAAUCUCUGCUCCUGCUUCAAUUCCUAAGCAAACAACGCCUUUAAGAUGUUUUUAUUUAUUCUUUUUUUUGUUCAUAACCAUGUGGAGUUGUAGAUGUUGCUCUUUCUGACUUCUAAAGUCACCUUGACUUUCAAAAAAUAACCUUCUUGCUGUAUAUUUGUUUUACUUUAUACAUUUAUGUUUAAAUAUUUGUUAUAUAUACUUUAAUAAAUAUUUUCAAGUA
Molecule: messenger RNA, 1472 nt
Organism: Cheilinus undulatus (humphead wrasse)
Lineage: Eukaryota; Metazoa; Chordata; Actinopteri; Labriformes; Labridae
Gene: c9h11orf96
Product: chromosome 9 C11orf96 homolog
Exons: 1
Coding region: 351-728 (125 amino acids)
Source: RefSeq, a predicted model, not a curated record